This is a messenger RNA of Asterias rubens (European starfish), 3102 nucleotides long. RefSeq names its product protein prenyltransferase alpha subunit repeat-containing protein 1-like. The coding region runs from base 114 to 1706 and encodes 530 amino acids. Gene Ontology annotation, molecular function: protein prenyltransferase activity. Gene Ontology annotation, cellular component: cytoplasm. Gene Ontology annotation, biological process: protein prenylation. Lineage: Eukaryota; Metazoa; Echinodermata; Asteroidea; Forcipulatida; Asteriidae. The transcript has 7 exons. The record is from RefSeq and is a predicted model, not a curated record.
CUAUGCAUUUUCUCCAUCAGCUGGUUGAUGGCGACCGGAGAUAAUAAUGUAUCAAACUUGUUGAUGAUUUCACUGUCGCUGGACUGGAUGACCGGCGUUUCUCGAAGAAGAAAAUGAUGGCAAGUGACAGUAGAGCUGUGCGAAUUUUGUCAGAUUUGUGCUGUGCUCUACGAAAAGAUAAAAAUAUACAUGAGUUUGGAUUUGUGUAUUGCCCGGAGCCAGUGUACAACAAGAGUCCCAUCGUCUUCGUGGAUGGGAACUUAGGGAUCGAGACCUGGGGCAUCAAGCCUUUAUAUCACUAUGCACACUCGCAGUUAUUCGAGUCUGAAUGCAGACAGCAUGACCUGAGAAAGCUAAGUGACUUCAGCAUGGUGGUUGUUCUACUUAACCCUGAAUGUAUGUCUGCAUGGAACCUCAGGAAACAAUUGGUGCUGAGAAAGUUCUUGAAAGUCGAGGAUGACUUAAACCUGGCUCGACUGGUGCUCACUAAACAUCCAAAGAGUCCGGAGACUUUCUGUCACAGACGAUGGCUGCUGCAACACCUCUUCCCAUCAUCUCCGCUAGCGACUAAAGCAGACUCCCCACGGACUUCCCACCAAGACGGUCACCCGGAGGAGUUAGCUGAAAGGCUACAAGACGAUGAAGAAGCUCCUUGCGGUGGAAAUGAACCACGGAUGACUUCCGUCAGAGCCGAGAUGGAGGUGUGCACUGCUGCUGCCAGCCGAUACCCGAGCAAUUACAACGCGUGGAGCCAUAGGAUAUGGGUCAUCGAGCAUCUAGCUGGUAGCCCACCACAGUUCCUCGAGUUGGAGUUGAAAGCAACCAAGUCGUGGGUCUCCUCCCACGUUUCUGAUCACAGCGGCUUCCACUAUCGUCAGUUCCUUGUGGGCACCCUGACUGGCCUCUCAUCCCAGGGGUCUCCCAAGAGGGUCGGUAAAGGGUUGAACGUCAGCCUGUAUGUUCGAUUAUUGCUGCAGGAGCUACAACUCAUUCUUGAUCUUGUCACAUCGUACCCGGGGCAUGAAGCUGUGUGGUAUCACAGACGCUUUGUUGUGCAUCUUUGGAAAGCUCUACUUUGCAACGGCACAUUAACAGAACCGGACAAAAUCGCUGAUAUCACCGCAGCAGCUGCCAAUACCUCCAAACUAUCCCAAAUGCCAAUCUUGCCAACCGAGAGUGAGUCAACCAGAGACCACCCAACUAAGAAUCAGACAAAACGACCGAUAGAGAAUAAAUCAUUUGAGAACGGUGAAGGGGAAGUUGAGGCCUGUUUCUCAGGCGGAGACGCAUCUCAAAGGAAACAUAUGUGUCUCGCUGCCGACCAGGAGUCCACGUCUUUGGUCGGUGGAGCAAGCAGCAAGGGUGAGUCUGAGACAAUUAAGAUUAAAGGAGCUUCCGAACAGAGUGCUUCAGCUGGUAAACCUCACUCAAGAUGUACGGAGGAUGCAUCUUCAGACCCGGUACCCAGUCAGAGAGGAGCAUCUCACCCGAGAUCCGUCUCGAAGACUUCAGCCCGAGCGUCCUCGAGGAAGGGGUCCUGCAGGACAGACGAUGCCUUCUCGUCACACGAAAUCUUAAAGUUGAUCCAACAUGAGAGGAGAUUUGUUGAGAUCGUUGUGGAUGGUACGCAUGUUGGAGAGAAGGAAGCGCAGCAGCGUUGUGCUGUGAAUUACUCUCGCUGGCUUGACAAGCUAGCAGCUUCAUAAAAGAGAUGAAACAGCUGUUUUUAAUCAACUCUUUCUUAUAUGGCUUGCAGUAACACCAUGUAUUGAUCAGGCCUUGACCUUGUCUCUUGAAGGGCCACAGCAAUCCUACUUAUUGUAACUUUGCAAAGGGCACCACAGCAAGAGCACAGGGCACCACAGCAGUUGCUGUGGAUGCUGUGGGUUAUUUGGAGGCAUGAAUCAUAAUCUCUAAUAGAGUUGGGGUGGUUCUGAAAGAACCCUAGGUUUCCACUCCUGAGUUUCAGAACCACCCCACUCAAUUAGAGAUUACAAUUACAUGGCUUUAUCGCAAACCUUACUAUCGUAUUUCCACCAUGCAACGUAUAAAAAUUCUACUUAACUUGUUCUUACUCUUUACAGAUUUAUUUAUUUUUUAAACCGAGGUAGGAUUAAGUUUUUGGGGUCAUGAUGAGUGAAAAAGUUGUGUUCACAUUCGGCUUACAUAGAAGAUUUUCACAUUUUAGCCAAAAUAUUUUUUUUAAUUGGAUUGUUAUUAUGCGAUUGGUUCUUGGUUGUGCCGAGUGAAAAAAAAAACUUUGCCUUAUAUAGCUGUUUUAAAAUCAGGUGUUUUUUGCUUUAUAUAGGGAAUUUCUAGAUUAUAUUAAUAAAAAUUUGCUGGCAUGCUAGUGUACAGAUGAGUAGCCCAAAAGCUCAUAUCAAACAUGCAGACAUAACAAACAAACAUUUUGUUUAAACACAAUUUCUAAGAGGGCACGAUCAGAAAAUUGCCAUAUUUGGCUAUUAAGAACUAGCUUCCACAUAGCUUUUCAUUUGGCAAACAGAUUAUUAAAUAUUGCAUUUUUUUAAUACAGUAGUUACUUUUUAAUAUACUCAGUGGAAUCUACAAAAUAUACCUCAAGUUUUUUUUUUAUAGAAUUUCAAAAAUAUUUUGGUUACAGUGGGUUAGGCUCUAGAGCUUUGUUUUUGUGUAUUUUUGUAUUCCGUGCAUUUGUAUUUUAUUUGGGGUUGAACAUAGACAAAUUGACUAGAGAGGGGUUUGAACCAAUGACCUCUUGAUUAACAGGCCAGUGCUCUACCAACUAAGCUAUCUAGCUUAUGUUGGGCGGUCUCCCGAUAUAGGGAGACUGCCAACAAGGGACUAUUAUUAGCUCAGUUGGUAGAGCGCAAGUACAGUUAUCCGGAGGUCGUUGGUUCAAAUCCUGCUCUUUUCAACUUUUCUUUGUUCUCACCAAAUUAAUUUACCAAGUCAGAUUCCCUCGUGGUUCACUACUUAACAUUUUAAUUGUAAAGUUAAAAAAAUACCACUUUGGUCAGGUUCAUUGUUAAAAAUCAAGUAGACUGAACAACCUUUUGAAAUGAAAUUUACACAAGUUAUUUGUUAUUAUAUAACACCCAAGCAGAUCCUUGCCAUUUGAUU